Pneumocystis murina B123 is the source of this 528-nucleotide messenger RNA. RefSeq lists its product as hypothetical. Lineage: Eukaryota; Fungi; Ascomycota; Pneumocystomycetes; Pneumocystales; Pneumocystaceae. The record is from RefSeq and is a predicted model, not a curated record. The coding region runs from base 1 to 528 and encodes 175 amino acids. Gene Ontology annotation, molecular function: ubiquitin-protein transferase activity. The transcript has 2 exons.
AUGCUUUUUUUUACUAUUUUUCAAAAAUGGCCUAUUACUCCAUAUUUAAUUCUUCGUGUAAGAAGAGAAUGUAUUAUUGAUGAUAACCUUAGACAAGUCAGUAAUAAUGAAAUAGAUCUUAAAAAAAGAUUAAAAAUUGAAUUUAUUGGCGAAAAUGGUAUAGAUAUAGAUGGGCUUAGGAAAAAAUGUAUAAUUUUAGAUAAAAGUAUUAUGAUUAAUAUUUUAGAAAUGUUUACUUGGAGUGAAAAAGUUAAUUAUUAUUGGUUUAAUCCUACCUCUUUUGAAUCAUUGGUCCAAUAUUAUCUUGUUGGAGUUAUUCUUGGACUUGCUAUUUAUAAUUCUACUAUUCUUGAUGUUUAUUUUCCUUUAGCAUGCUAUAAAAAAUUAUUAGAUAUUCUUUAUGAGUUAGAUGACUUAAAAAACUUUCGUCCUGGUUUAAUUGAAGGAUUUCAAUAUCUAUUAGCAUUUGAUGAUAAUGUAGAAGAUAUCUUCUGUAGAGAUUUUGUAGGAGAAUAUGAAGCACUUUGA